Messenger RNA from Archocentrus centrarchus (flier cichlid), 5324 nucleotides. RefSeq names its product coactivator-associated arginine methyltransferase 1 (gene carm1). The record is from RefSeq and is a predicted model, not a curated record. Gene Ontology annotation, biological process: chromatin remodeling; peptidyl-arginine methylation, to asymmetrical-dimethyl arginine. Gene Ontology annotation, molecular function: histone H3R2 methyltransferase activity. The coding region runs from base 47 to 1792 and encodes 581 amino acids. NCBI's taxonomy places the organism in Eukaryota, Metazoa, Chordata, Actinopteri, Cichliformes, Cichlidae. The transcript has 16 exons.
GGUUGGAUGUGAGCGCCACCGAUCUGUCUCUACUUCCAGAGCGAAGAUGGCGGUCUCGGUGUUCCGCGGCGUGCGGCUUCUCUCCAUCGGAGACGCCAACGGAGACAUACAGCGACACUCAGAGCAGCAGCCGCUGCGGUUAGAAGUCAAAACCUCACAAGAUGCUGCCCUCCUCAAUCUCUCCAAUGGAGAAGAGGCGAGUGUGUUCAAGUGUUCGGUUUCCAGGGAGACUGAGUGCAGCCGCGUGGGGAAGCAGUCAUUCAUCAUCACACUGGGCUGCAACAGCGUCCUGCUGCAGUUCUCCUCACCUACAGACUUUCAGUCCUUUUAUAACCUGCUGAAGAACUGCCGUGGGCACCUCGGAGAGCAGUCAGUCUUCAGUGAAAGAACAGAGGAGUCCUCUGCUGUACAGUAUUUCCAGUUUUAUGGCUACCUCUCCCAGCAACAGAACAUGAUGCAGGACUAUGUUCGGACAGGGACUUACCAACGGGCUAUUCUCCAGAACCACACUGACUUCAAGGACAAGGUGGUGCUGGAUGUGGGUUGCGGCUCGGGGAUCCUCUCCUUCUUUGCAGCUCAAGCUGGAGCUAGGAAGGUGUACGCCGUGGAGGCCAGCACCAUGGCACAGCACGCCGAGGUGCUGGUGAACAGCAACCGUCUGGGGGAACGUGUGGUCGUCAUUCCGGGCAAAGUAGAGGAGGUGACGCUGCCGGAGCAAGUUGACAUCAUCAUUUCAGAGCCGAUGGGCUACAUGCUGUUCAACGAGCGGAUGCUGGAGAGCUACCUGCAUGCCAAGAAGUUCCUCAAACCCAGCGGUAAAAUGUUCCCCACUAUCGGAGAUGUCCACCUGGCCCCCUUCACAGAUGAGCAGCUCUACAUGGAACAGUUCACCAAGGCCAACUUCUGGUACCAGCCCUCCUUCCACGGUGUAGACCUCUCUGCCCUGCGGGGGGCAGCAGUGGACGAGUAUUUCCGUCAGCCAAUUGUGGACACAUUUGAUAUCCGUAUUCUGAUGGCCAAGUCGGUCAAAUACACGGUCAACUUCCUGGAGGCCAAAGAGGAGGAUCUGUACAGGAUAGAGAUUCCCUUUAAGUUCCACAUGAUGCACUCAGGCCUGGUGCACGGCCUGGCUUUCUGGUUCGACGUGGCUUUUAUGGGAUCAGUGAUGACGGUAUGGCUGUCCACAGCACCCACAGAGCCUCUCACACACUGGUACCAGGUGCGCUGUCUGCUGCAGUCCCCCCUUUUCACCAAGGCUGGGGACACACUCUCCGGCACUGCGCUGCUGGUGGCCAACAAGAGACAGAGCUACGACAUCAGUAUUGUUGCCCAGGUGGACCAGACAGGAUCAAAGUCCAGCAACCUCCUGGACUUGAAGAACCCCUUUUUCAGGUACACAGGCACUACCCCCAACCCUCCUCCUGGCUCACACUACACCUCCCCAUCUGAGAACAUGUGGAACACAGGGUCGGCCUACAGCAUGAGUCAGGGGAUGGCUGUAUCAGGGAUGCCCGCAGCUUAUGACCUCAGUACAGUCAUCGGCAGCAGCCCGUCAGUGUCUCACAACAACCUCAUCCCCCUGGUGAACACAGGGAUUGUAAAUCAUACCCACUCCAGGAUGGGUUCAAUCAUGAGCACAGGAAUAGUCCAAGGAGCCACUACCGGCCAGUCGGGCCCCAGUAGCAGCGGUACUUACUAUCCCGUCACCAACCAGUUCACCAUGGGGGGUGCUGCCAUCUCCAUGGCUUCACCUAUGGUCAUCCCUAGCAACACCAUGCAUUAUGGCAGUUAAGACGAAGACCUUGCAAAGACCUCCUAUGCCCCCGCAUGACAAGAGUCCCUCCCCCCCUCCAAACCCAGAUUGAUCACCAACUGCAGCCAAAACCAGUAUACCAAAACCAGCGCUGCGCUGGAGAUUCCUCCCAUCGUUCGUCACCCUCUUUCUACUCUGUUGAUUCCAUCACUCGAUGAACGGUUGAAAGCUCUCGUUUCCGUCCAGACUCUUGUCUUUCUGAAAGCCGAAGCCUUCCUUGUACCCCUCCCUUGCUGGGACUGUAACAUUUGAAAUGCACAGCAGUUUGUCAUCUGACCUCCCUGGGUUUCCACCCUCCUCCAAUAUGUAUUUCAAUCCCUCCACUUCCUUUCUUUUCUCUUUAUAGCUCAUUAUUUAGAUGUCAUGGCCCACCAAGUGUUCGUCUUUCCCUAAAAAUCAGCUUGUGAGAUACUAGCAUCAGUCCGUUACCAGAGUCCUCCACACCUCCACCAGAGUGAUGCUGAAGCUUUUCACUUGUGCAGCAGGACACUAUUAUCAUGACUGCAUCUCUCCAGGUGCCACCUUAGCUUUUCAUAUUGGCCCCUCCUCAUUUCUCUCAAGAGACUGAUCCGUGCCCAUUGAAACGGCCCCCUCAAAACACAAAACAAACACCAUGUUUUACAUGCUUACUCCUACUCAUGCAGUUUGGUUUUAGGCGGAGGAAGAUGUAUCACGAGCUGAAGCCUACAAGGCUUGACACCCAAAGGAGCUCGUGGAAAACAUGCUUUUAUUUUAUUUUUUUUUAAAGUGGCAUGGACAGGCUGAUCCUCCAUGUUCUGCUUGGAAGCACCGGUGUCGCUGUGUUACACUGAAGUUCACAUAAACAUCAUGUUCUGGGAAAACUUUGUGUGUCACCUUCCAUGCUGAGUCACGAUAAAUAAGCGUGUUUUUGUCUGUUGUAAGUUGCUGCUUCAAGUCCUUUUUCUGAACCUUUUACCUUUCAAAGAUAUAAAACUCUGCUGGCUUCAUCAAUCUGUUUCAAAUGAUGGCAAGCUGCAGCACACCCCUCUUUGUCCUGGUGUAGGGCGGCUGAAAUGCAUCGUUUGCGUGUCUGACGAUGCGUGGUGAGAUGCAGUGGCAUCACAUCCAUGCUGCUGCUGUUUAGGGCAUUAAGAGACGUGCACAGUUGUACCCUUGUGCAUUCCUGUUGGUUUGUGAUUGCAUACAAUCAGACAUGCAGUGUUAAGUGAUACAGAAAUAAUACUAGGUCUUGUAAGACGACUGCUCUGUUAUUAAGAUCUGAAACUUGAAGAUGCCCUCAGGUUAAUGGAAAGGAGUGCAUAUAUGGUAGAGGGGCCGCUGCGCUGGCUGCUUCUCAAUACUAACCUCAAGGCUGCACGUGCUCAUUCACGCACGUCUGUAUAAACACACUGAGAGAAUGAAUAGCUGCAACAUUUUGUCAAAGAUUUCUUGGAGUAGUGUUGCAGACUAAAGUUAGCAUACUAACCACUUGGCCUAUACUUGGACAUAACACCACUUUGUACAUGAGUUUACAGCUUCAAAUUGCAAACUCACACCUUCCUAGAACCUCAGAGGCGACUUAGAUUAAUUUAAUAUUGUGUUCCUUCAGCACAGGAAAAUAAAACUAGAAGAAUGAGAUGUUUUGGCCAGCAGCAGUAGGGUGCUGGGCCUGCACAGAGCAUCUUUUUAAGUUCCAUCUUCAUUGUAGCAUUGCCAGGUUUGAGCACUGUCCAAAGUGAAUACAAGUUUUUUUUAACAAGAUGCAUAAGAAAUUAUUCAGAGUUGCAAGAAGAUAUUUUUGUCCAGGCUUUAUUUCCUGGCGUGCCAAUGCAUUUAGCAUGGAGUUCACACAUUGGAAAAUUAUGUUUUUAAAUCAGCGUUUUUAUGCCAGUAGGUAUUUUUCCGAUAAUGACGAUCUCUUUGAUCCCGUCGGUUUUCUCACGUUAGAGAUGGAGUUCAAACUUCAGAAUGAAAACAAGUCGUAUUAUGUCUUUUCUAGAUGAACGUGUUUGUCGCCAUUCUAAAUGGCCUGAGCUUAAUGUGAAAGGCUUUUUGAUCUGUAUGCGAGAGCUCGGCACAAUGAAGUACAACACUUAAGAAAGUGACUAACAGAGUGGCAGACAGUCAGGAGAUAAUGAACUGUUCAGCUUUGUCCCCAUAUAAAGCAAUUUGCUCAUCUUGCAUAGCUUUGUAACCACUGCCGUGUCAUGUAGUCAGCUGUAUUCCUGGCUCCCACUGGUUGUUGCAUCAAUUGCUUGCUUCAGAAUUGUGGGUAGUUGAAUUCAGCAUCUGCCACUUUGCAGUGCUUACAGUUAUUUUGGAUCUUAUCGCUACAAGUUGUCAAAUUUUAUUGGCAUUUGUUGGUCUCUGGUUGCCAAAUAGCUGCUAGCUUCUUCCUAUCGGCACCUCUUUAGGGAGUCAUGGAUGCUUUCAAUUUUCCUCAUACCCAACAUGGAAGGUGACCAAUGGGACAGUCUGCCAGAAACCUUUUUAUCAAGCUAGAACGAUUCAGCCCUGUUGGCCUAAAACAUGAAAUGCACCUUCUGCCGCUCCUUUUUGUCUCUUUGCUGCACCCAGUACUUUUUGUUUUUUUUAAAUAAAGCUGAGAGGACAUUGCAGCAGCUUCUUGCCAGCCAGGCAUUUGUUGGGCCAGAUUGCUUUGGCGCAGUUGGAGGAAGAUUUGGAGAAAGAACCAGUAAAGACCAAUGACCCAGGAUGCAACCAGCUGGCUACCGGGAAAAGAAAAGCUGUGCUGGACCGGCAGCUUCCUCAUUUACGUCUUUGUUUUCUUUGCCCGUUGCUCCUCCCAACCUCCUUUUGAGACUAUGAAACUGUCACAAGUAGACUUCAGUGUCGAUGUGAGGGAGAUGGGGCCGGUACACCUCCCUCCUCGUCUGCUCAACAUAUAUGACCUCCAACAUAUCAUUGCCCCAACACAUGCCCCUGCCCACAGCCCCUUUUAUCAGUCAAGGAACGAAAGACUGACACAUUUAUGCAUCGGUUCCAGUGUCACAGCUAUAGAAUUUAUGAUUUAGAGAGCUGAGGAAAAAUGUAUGUCUGUAUGUAGGAAUAACCUUUUUUUGUUUUUGUUUUUCUUGAUUUUUUCUUUAUUUCACAAAAAAACAGCAAACAAGGGGAAAAAAAAAAAAAAAGCAAAUUAAAUGUUGUGGAGAUGUUCCAAAACCAUCCUGGAAACAGGUGUUGUAGUACUUUAAUUUGUCACCUUCUAGUUUGUGUAAUAGACUGGACACAGCAGGUGUUUACCAUGUGUAGCAGCCAUCGUGUCUCCUCUGUCAUGGGAUCAUUGCUCUGUGUAGUCAAAUAGUGGCGUCCACUUUGAUGAUGGAAGUGUAUGAGGAAGACUCACUGUCGUGUUCUCAUAUUUGUAUUUUUACCAACCAGUAAUAACACCUUUCUCACCGUCUGAUGUUGACUCGUCUGCUCCAGACACGGCUAAAAGAAGCCACUGUCAGUUUUAUUGGCACUGUGGCAGUCACCGAUGUCACAGCAAGCAGCUCUAAACUUUUAGAUGAGAGCAUAAGCCACCAAU